GGUGGAGCUACAGUAUCUACGGAUGGAGUCACUCCAAACUUGGCUCGCCAGUCGCCUAAAAUACUUUACUUCAGCAAGUUGGACUAUUUACCAAUGUGAAUGUUCGGCAGACAAAGUGUCCAGGUGCACAGCAUUUGAUCUCCCUCCAUACUGAGUUUUAUCGCGCAGCGUUUUUCGCCAAUAUCGGAAGACUGAUUUUAAUUUUAUUUGAAAUAACAAAUGCUGAUUUUGCUGGAAAUGUAAUCUAUGAAACAAAGGCAGAAGUCGCAGAAGACUUGAUUCCCUUUUCCCUGUCCCGAGAACUAUUGGAAGAGAUGUAUUUCUGAUCAUGGACUAAAGAAGAUGCCUUUGCCCUGUACAUCAAAACACAUGUUUUGCCAGCGCGAUUAGCAUACAGAGAUCCUUGUGGAUUAAUUUAAGGACGAUGGAUAAUUUUUUCACCGAGGGCGCCCGUGUGUGGUUACGCGAGGAAGAACAGUACCUCCCCAGCACUGUUUCCUCUUGCUCUGGAGGCGUGGUGGUUUUCGCUACUGAAUAUGGACAGGUGUACACCUACAAGCAGAAUGCCCUCACCAGACAGAAAGUGCAGCCCAUGCACCCCAGCAGCUCAGGGGGAGUGGAGGAUAUGGCCAGCCUGGAAGACCUUCAUGACGGGGCCAUCAUGCACAACCUGUACCUUCGCUACCAGCAGAGGAACAUUUAUACAUACAUCGGCUCCAUCCUGGCUGCGGUGAACCCGUACCAGUCCAUCCCUGACCUAUACGACCGGCCGGCAGUGGAGAGGUACAGCCGACACCACCUGGGCGAGAUUUCCCCGCACAUCUACGCUGUAGCAAACGAGUGUUACCGCUCCCUAUGGAAGAGACUUCAGAACCAGUGUGUGUUAAUCAGUGGAGAGAGUGGAGCGGGUAAGACAGAGAGCACCAAGCUGAUCCUGAGGUUCCUGUCGGCUAUGAGUGAGCACUCCCUGGAGCUCUCCUCAACAGACAGGACGUCACACGUGGAGGAGGACCUCCUGGAGAGCAGCCCAAUCAUGGAAGCCUUCGGCAACGCCAAGACCGUCUACAACAACAACUCUAGCCGGUUUGGGAAGUUUGUUCAACUGCACUUCUGUCAGAAGGGCAACAUCCAAGGCGGUAAAAUCGUGGACUACCUCCUAGAGAAGAAUCGAGUUGUUAGGCAGAAUCCAGGGGAAAGGAACUAUCACAUCUUCUAUGCACUUCUGGCUGGAACCAAUGCAGAACAGAGGGAGGCCUUCAGUUUUUCACCACCAGAGAAUUACUACUACCUAAAGCAAUCUGGCUGUGUGGCAGACAAGACAAUCAACGACAAAGACACUUUUCAGGAUGUACUGAAUGCAAUGCGGACCAUGCAGUUCACAGAGGAGAAUAUCUGGGAGAUCCUUCGCCUCCUGGCAGGAAUUCUUCAUGCCGGGAAUAUCGAGUUUAUGACGGCCGGAGGAGCUCAGGUCUCUUCCAAAACAGCACUGGGCAGGACAGCAGACCUCCUGGGCCUGAACUCAGAACAUCUGGCCGAGGUGCUGACCCACAAGUCCUUGAUCCUACGGGGUGAGGAGAUCUGCACGCCGCUCACCGUUGAACAGGCGGUGGAUUCCAGGGACUCCAUGGCGAUGGCACUUUAUUCCCAGUGUUUCACCUGGAUUAUCCGGAAACUCAACAACCGUAUCCGAGGGAAAGAGGACUUCAAAUCCAUUGGCAUCCUAGACAUAUUUGGAUUUGAGAAUUUCGAGGUCAACCGCUUUGAGCAGUUCAACAUUAACUAUGCAAACGAGAAACUUCAGGAAUACUUUAACAAGCACAUCUUCUCGCUGGAGCAACUUGAAUACAACAAGGAAGGGCUUGUAUGGGAGGACAUCAACUGGAUGGACAACGGGGAAUGUUUGGAUCUGAUUGAGAAGAAACUGGGUCUCCUUGCACUGAUGAACGAGGAGAGUCAUUUUCCCAAAGCCACUGAUGGCACUCUACUGGAGAAGCUCCACAGCCAGCACUCGAAAAACCAAUUUUAUGUGAAACCACGCGUUGCUGUGCACAACUUUGGAGUGAGACACUAUGCAGGCGAGGUGGUGUAUGACGUGAGGGGCAUUCUGGAGAAGAAUCGAGACACUUUCAGGGAUGACAUCCUCAACCUGCUUAGAGAGAGCAGGUUGGACUUUGUGUACGACCUCUUUGAGCACGUCUCGAGCCGUAACAAGCAGGACACCCUCAAAUGCAGCUCCAAGCACAGGAGACCCACUGUCAGUUCCCAGUUUAAGAAUUCCUUGCACUCACUGAUGGCCAACCUCAGUACUUCGAACCCCUUUUUUGUGCGAUGCAUCAAGCCGAACACUCACAAGAUGCCUGAGCAGUUUGACCAGACGGUGGUGCUGAACCAGCUCAGAUACUCAGGGAUGCUGGAGACAGUAAAGAUCCGCCGUACAGGCUUCCCCAUCAGGAGGCCUUUCCAAGACUUCUGUACCAGGUACAAGGUGUUAAUGAGGACUGUGUCUCCACCAGAAGACCCAAGGGGACGGUGCGUACAGUUACUCCACCUCUACGACAGCACCAGUGCAGAAUGGGAGCUGGGGAAGACCAAGGUGUUUCUACGGGAGUCUCUGGAGCACAGGCUGGAGAAGCAGCGAGAGUUGGAGGUGCUAAAAGCAGCCAUGGUCAUUCAAGCUCAUGUCAUGGGCUACAUGGCCAGGAAGCAGUACAGGAAGCUGCUGCAGUGCAUUGUGGUCAUUCAGAAGAACUACAGGGCGUUUUAUUGGAGGCGGAAGUUCUUGCUCCUGCGCUGGGCCGCUCUCACCUUCCAGAAAUGCCUGAGGGGCCAGUUGGGACGAAAGGUCUACUGCCAGCUCCAGGAUGAGAGGAAGAUGAUGGAGGAGGAUAAGAGGAGGAGGAGGGUGGAAGAGCUGGAUAGGGAAAAGAAGAGGCUGGAGGCUGAAUGGCUAGCACAAUGUGCAGAGAAAGCCAGGAAGGUUGAGGACCUCCAUCAGGCCCAAGAGCUAUACCUUCUGACUCAGACACAAACACGGACACAGAAAAAUACACAGACACAACAAGCAACAUUGCCAGCAACCCAGGCAGUGCAGCAACAGCUGAAUGAAAUGGAGUCUUGCAAAAUGUUCGAAGAGAUCUCUACUGAGGAGUUUUCCGAAGAGGCGGUGCGGACCCAGGACGCAUCCCAGGACGCCUCGCAGGUGGAGGAGAUCCUACGUCUGGAGCGGGAGAUCCAAGAGCUUCAGCGGCAGAAGGAGCAGCAGGAGCUGUCCCUGACCGAGGCCUCCCUCCACCGACUGCAAACCCUCCGUGACCAGGAGCUGCAGCGCCUGGAGGAUGAGGCGUGCAAGGCCGCCCAGCAGUUCUUGGAGUCGCUCAACUUCGACGAGAUUGACGAGUGCGUGCGCAAUAUCGAGUGCUCGCUGGGCGUGGAGGAGGAGGAGAAGAUAGGCGGAGAGAGGGAGGAGGGUGAGGAGGAGGAGGUGGACGAAGGCUUUGGCGCUGAUGAUGAGGGAUACAAGGACUCACCCAACCCAAGCGAGCAUGGCCACUCAGAUGGCCAGCGCACCAGUGGCAUCCGCACCAGCGACGACUCAUCAGAGGAGGACCCGUACGCUAAUGACGGAAUGCAGAUCCCACUCCUGCCACCAAAUACACUACUCCACCAGCCGCUGCCCCUGCUGCCGCUGUUUCAAGCCUGCCACAGCGCCUCCUCUGGCGGGGACUCGGUCUACUGCCACCCCCAGGUUUCAGAGGCCCAGUCCGAUGAUCUGGUCGAGCUCAUUCCUCCGGAUGAAGACUCGGACUAUGACCAGGACGACUAUGACGAGGGGGCCAUAGUGUCCAGCGGCAGCAUGGCGUUCUCACAACCCUGCAAAGGGCAGUGGUCACCUGACUACCACGGCUCUGUGGGCACCUACAACAGUUCGGGGACCUAUCGCUUCAGCUCGGAGGGGGCCCAAUCAUCGUUUGAGGACAGCGAGGAUGAUUUCAACAGGUUCGACAUAGACGAUGAGCUGUCCUACCGACGAGACUCGGUCUAUAGUUGUGUAACACUGCCAUACUUUCACAGUUUCCUCCACAUCAAAGGUGGCCUGAUGAACACGUGGAAGCGGCGUUGGUGCGUGCUGAAGGACGAGACCUUCCUGUGGUUCCGCGCUAAGCAGGAGGCCCUGAAGCAGGGCUGGCUCCACAAGAAGGGUGGGGGCUCCUCAACGCUGUCACGCCGCAACUGGAAGCGCCGCUGGUUCGUCCUGCGCCAGAGCAAGCUCAUGUACUUCGAGAAAGACGGCGAGGACAAGAUGAAGGGCAUGCUGGACAUGCAUGCAGCCAAAGAGAUUGUGGACAACACAGGCAAGGAGAACGGAAUCGACAUCAUCAUGCCAGAGCGCACCUACCACCUUAUUGCUGAGACCGCUGAGGAUGCAAGUCAGUGGUUCAGUGUGCUCAGCCAAGUGCACACCUCCACAGAGCAAGAGAUCAGGGAGAUGCACGACGAACAAGCCAACCCCCAGAAUGCAGUGGGAACCCUCGAUGUUGGCUUGAUCGAUUCAGUCUGUGCGUCAGACAACCCUGAACGGACCAACUCCUUUGUGAUGAUCACAGCUAACAGGGUGUUACACUGCAAUGCCGACACUCCUGAAGAGAUGCACCACUGGAUAACAUUGCUACAACGUUCCAAAGGAGACACGCGUGUGGAGGGACAGGAGUUCAUCAUCAGAGGCUGGCUCCACAAGGAGAUGAAGAACAGCAGCAGAGCCUCUCUGAAGCUGAAGAAGCGCUGGUUCCUGCUUACCCACAACUCUCUGGACUACUAUAAAAGCUCGGAGCGCAACACCCUCAAGCUGGGCACCCUGGUGCUCAAUAGCCUGUGCUCAGUGGUGCAGCCUGACGAGAAGGUCUUCAAGGAGACAGGUUACUGGAACGUCACAGUUUACGGCCGGAAGCACUCGUACCGUCUCUACACCAAGCUCCUGAACGAGUCCACGCGCUGGGCCAGCGCCAUGCAGAACGUCAUCGACACCAAGGCCCCCAUCAACACCCCCACCCAGAAGCUCAUCCAGGACAUCAAGGAGAACUGUCUGAACUCCGAGGUGGUGGAGCAAAUCUAUAAGAGGAACCCCAUCCUGCGCUUCAGCCACCACCCGCUCCACUCGCCACUGCUGCCCCUGCCCUACGGAGACAUCCACAUCAGCUCCCUGAGGAACAAGGGCUACACGACACUCCAGGACGAGGCGCUCAAGAUGUUCAACUUGCUGCAGCACCUGGAGGGUGUUACCGACCCCGUGACCAUCAUCCAGGGUGUGCUGCAGACGGGCCAGGAGCUGAGGCCCCUGAGGGAUGAGCUCUACUGCCAGCUGGUCAAACAGACCACUCGUCCCCCACAGCCCUGCAGCCCUGGGAACCUGUGCAGCUGGAGGAUCCUGGCAUGCAUGUGCUGCACGUUCAUGCCAUCGCGCGGAAUCCUCAAAUACCUCAAGUUCCACUUCAAGAGGGCUCGGGAGCUCUUCCCAGGCAUGGAGAUAGAACGCUACGCCUCAUUCGGCCUGGAUUCCCUGAGGAAGACGCGUGGCCGGGAGUACGUACCCUCCCAGGAGGAGAUCCGGGCCGUGGUGGCACGUCAGGAUAUGACCACCACGGUGCACUGCCAUGGCGGAGGCUCCUGCAAAAUCACCAUCGACUCUCACACCACCGCCGGAGAGGUGGUGGAGAAGCUAAUACGGGGCUUGGCCAUGGAGGACAGCAGGAACAUGUUCGCCCUGUUUGAGCACAAUGACACCACUGACAAAGCCAUUGAGAGCCGCACAGUGGUGGCUGACGUCCUUGCCAAGUUUGAAAAGCUCUCUGCAAGUCAAGAUGAGACCAAGACAGGCUGGAAGUUCUAUUUUAAGCUUUACUGCUUCUUAGACACAGAUAAUGUACCCAGGGACUGUGUUGAGUUUGCCUUCAUGUUUGAGCAGGCCCAUGAGGCGGUGAUCAGAGGCCAUUACCCAGCUCCGGAGGAGACCCUCCAGUUCCUGGCUGCCCUAAGACUACAAUACCUCCUCGGAGACUACAACCCCCAAGCUACCGUGCCCGAAAUGUCUCAGGUGUUCCCUAUGACUCGGUUGCGUGCCCGCAUCCAAAAUUCCGCCAAGACUUUCUCCCCGGCCACUGGUUUGGGCAUGGGGUCAGUGGUGGACCGUUCCGAUGGAACCUUGGAGAAGAAGCGCUCCAGCUUCUUGGAGGGAACGCUAAGGCGUAGUUUCAGGAGCGGCUCAAUGAGCCGCCAGAAGUUGGAGGAGGAGAACACGCUCGAGGCCUGGAUGAGGGAGGAGAUAGCGGCAGCACGAGCCAGCCUGGUGGACAAGUGGAAGAAGCUGCAGGGGAUGAACCAGGAGCUGGCCAUGGUGAAGUACAUGGCCCUGGUCAAAGAGUGGCCCGGCUACGGAUCCACGCUCUUCGAAGUGGAGUCCUGUGACGGGGCCUUUCCAGUGGAGCUGUGGCUGGGGGUGAGCAGGGAGGCCAUCUCGGUGUAUAAGCGUGGCGAACCCUGGCCCCUGGAGGUCUUCCCCUAUGAGCUCAUCCUUUCGUUUGGGGCCCCACUGCCAAAUGCCUACAAAAUAGCCGUGGAGGGCCGCGAACUGCUCUUCGAGACCAGUCUGGUUAUGGACAUUGCCAAGCUGAUGAAAGCAUACAUUAGCAUGAUCGUUAAAAAGCGCUACAGCAACUCUGCAUCCAUCAGCAGCUACGGUAGCCAGUGUAGCACCUGGUGAGGUGUCGUCCAAGACCUUUCACCUUUCACCUUUCAUCACUUAGCAGAGGGCUGGGGGAGGUUGAGUCCUGCGACAGCCUUGUCAGGACACCUUUCCCUCAGUGUUUUGGAGAAAUGUGAUUUUGAACACUCUGGGCCAGACUGACUUUCUCAUGGCUCUUAUUGCUAACCAGCUAGCUUUGUCUUUCUUAUGCUAACAUGCUACCAUUACAAGGGCUUUUGUUACAGGGUGAGACUAGUGUUACUGGGGUGGUUCCUAUGAGUGUGCGGAGUUGGGGCAUGGCCAGUCAGAAUCUAUAAGGGUUCGAGGUAGAAGUCGUCCCUAACCACAGAUCUAGGAUCAGAUUACCCAACCCCAAACCCCAGAUUGAAAAAUAAUAAUAAAUCUGACCCUGGACCAGCGGUUAGGAGAAACUUCUACCAACUCACGAGUACCAUGUUUGGUUCUUCUAAUGGAUGAAACCUCAAUUGGACGCCCACUUCUAAGCUUUGGAAAUUUUGGGCCCUUCCCGAUUGUUAAGGAACCAUCUCUUUUAUUAUCAAGAAAUGGAAAUAUGCAACUCAAUACUCAAAUUAUUUUCAAGUGGCAUUUUUAAAUAUAUAAUGAUUGUUGAAAGGGGAACAUUGCCAGUGAUUAAAGGGUUAAAAGUGCUUGGAAUAAACCCUUAAAAUAGCAGACUGCUUAGCGGCACCCCAUCCUUACAGACGGUAAAUCAUUGGAAAUUAAUUAUUUGAUUUAAUGAAAAUUUCCCCCUCGUACAAAUAAAACAUUUGUUCAGCUUUCUGGGUAUACCAAUUUUCUCAACUCAAGUUGUGUCAUUUAACAGGUCCAAGCAGGAAUGCAUGAUACAUCGAUUUUGAUGUGAAAUAGGCAUACCUAAACCAGUGAGUGAUUGGCAUGAAUUUUGGAUUGACAAUUAGGCUAUUGUUGCUAGAAUAUUACUGUCAAAAUAGGGCUUCAGAAUUGCAGAUUUAUUUUGUUUAAUAGAGAGAAAUGUACUUGUGUACAAAUAGGCUAUCACACUUGGGGCUAAUCACUGAGGGAGGGGAAACUCGAAACCAAAACCCCAAUAGUAGCCUACGGUUUCUUCUUGCCAUUGGAUUUUUAAAUGCUCCACAAUUAUUGCAUUCUUCUCUUCCCUUCUCUCCAUCUAGACUACUCGGAGCACACAGGGAAAAACGGGGCAAGGCAAACACUUUCAUGCAGGAAUCAAUAUUGUAUUGUUGGACCAAAUCAGAGUUUUAGCUGCCCCAAAAAUCUAAAGUUUUGAGUGAAGUGACCUGCUAAAAUUUGUAGUUUGCAUGGAUGCGUCCACUUCAAAGUGUGGAAGUGGAAUUUCCACCUCUCCAGUGUGUCUACAAAGGACUGUUUCAGGCCUAGUGCUUAUUUGACUCAUUAUAUGCCUCGCUUUAUUUGACAGCAUUAUUUGAAAGGAUUUUAGGCCUAGUGCUUAUUUGACUCGUGCUUUUUUAACUCAUUAUAUACACCUCACUUUUAAGAGUUGGGGGACAUCAGGGCAGCGGGUCAUGAGAUACUGCCCAAGAUUUUACCCACUGCCUGCCAUAGACUAUAAGCGUAGCAGUGCAGUUUAUACUGUACUGCAUGUUGCAAAUGUAAUAUUACUAUUGUGAGACCUAAUUGCCAUGGUAAUUAGGAAUGUCCAGUCAAUUAUGGCCCACAAAUGUACAUCUUAACUUGCAUCAAAUGCUUUAUGACAGCAUAAUCUCCCAUAGCGGUGCCAAUCCAAACCCCCCAAAAAUUGAAAAUAUUAAAAAUAGAAAGGGCCCAAUUUUAUCAGAUCCGCUUUAGCCGACAUUUGCAUAUCGGUUGUUUUGGCUAUGUCGGGGCUAGAACCACAUCAAAUCCACAAGAAGCUCUGUGCGGUAGGCUAUUGUGGAAAUUGCCAUUGGAUGGACCGAGUCGCAUUAGUAAUAAUCCUAUGCAGCCUCUACACUUCGAUUAGGCUGAUACAAAUCCUUAUUGUUGCUUGACAGCUCUUAAUGUAGUUACACCUCAGACACCGCCAAAACACCAGCUAUGUAGGCGUCAGCUGUCGCCUGUUCACACUUGAUCCGAUUGAAUCCUAGCCUGAGAGCUCCUUUGAAUCAGAUCCGCUUUAGCCGACAUCGGUUCUUUUUGCUGUGUCGUUUUUGCGGUGUCGGAAGUGGCACCGCAUUAGAGCUGUCCAAAAAAAAAUAUUGGAUCCCAGCGUUACUCCUAAAGUGUACAUCGCCAUAUGCUGCAGAGUCGCAUGAACAGAAAUCCCAUAUGCAUCUGUGUUUACAAGUUCAAACACUGGAAUGUGAGAUGUAAUCUACACCUCAAAUAGGAUGAUAGAAAUCCUCAUUCGUUUAAUGAUUUUUCAAUUUGAGGGUAAUCAUUUCUAUAUAACCUACACCUUCUCGUUCGGAACUUCUAACAUGAGUGGGGCGGGUGUGGCUUCGUGACAAUGAUCGCAAGAGCAGCUGUUUACCGAUUUAUGGCUCCAAUGCAGUUCCACCUACAACACCGCCAAAACAUCUACUAUGUGGAUGUCUGCCAUUGCCGGUUAACACUUAAUCUGAUUGGUCGUAGUUAGUUUAAAGUCCUCGUUUUUAUUUAGAAGACUUUGGACUAGUGAGCUUUGCAGCCCAAAGGACACUUACCUGAUGGGCUAGUAAGGGAAGGGGCCUAACUUUCUAACUAGGGACCCAAGAGUUUUUUUACGCCUCCUGCGGACUGGGCGAGAAGUAGAUCGUCUGCGUCUGGGCAUGAUUAUUGCUAUACCCACUGAGUAGCUGGACCCAUGCUUUUAUAGGCUUUGCCUUAGGAGUGAAAUCACUUCAUAAUGGCACUGACAUGAUGCAAUAGCAACAGUGCCAUUCCAAACACAAAAAUCUGGAAACAAGACAAAGAUUCUGAAAAUUGGCCAAAAAUGCUAGGAGUAGACCCUCCCUUCAGCUUAGAAAGCUUAGUGUAUUAUAAUAUAGAUAGGGCAGCUUGGUCCAAAAUAAUCACGUUUACUUUAAACAUCUGGACGAAAAACACAGCAGUACAUACUCAAAAGAUCUCCAGCUUGGAAGGUGCUUCAUUAUUUCCCUCUACCAGCAAAGUUCUCGUAAAGUUCCUGCAAGGUUGCUUUAAAAUAAGCGACACCCCACAGCAUUUCACUGGAACUCCGCGGGCGGUAGCUCCACCCAAAGAUAUGCAGGAUUCUUCCUCAGUGCCUUGUUGUAUAUUAUGUACACGUGUUCUUUUUCAAUGGAUUUGGUUUUAACCGUCUAUAAAAUUCUCUAACUGAACCACAAAGAAAUAUAUGAGAUUACCAUGUUAUUUUUCUCCCAAAGUCAUUUUCAAAGCUUACAGUGAAAGUAUAACAACGGUAUACAAUACUGGUCUUGGUCGGUGUAUCUUUUUUUUCCAUUUGUAUUAGCUGUGUUAUGUAUUAAAGGAUGAUUCUAGCAAUAAAUGAAUACCUAUUUA
Messenger RNA from Oncorhynchus mykiss (rainbow trout), 10216 nucleotides. The record is from RefSeq and is a predicted model, not a curated record. Lineage: Eukaryota; Metazoa; Chordata; Actinopteri; Salmoniformes; Salmonidae.